AUGAGCGUGCGCAAGGCGCAUAACUCCGGUCGAAACCACCUGAGAAACGUGGUAGACUACUACCAACAGAUCGGCCAAGAAAAGGCCCAGUCCGUCAUCGACUCCAUUACCUCCUCCUACGCCGCAGAGGGCCAACAAGCCCCCAACAUGAUGGCCCCCAGCGCUUUCCCUCCUCCCUUCGGAUUCCCUGGACAACCAGGCAUGCCCCCUCCUCCCUUCGGUAUCCCUCCACCAGGCGCCCCCGGCGCCCCAGGCAUGCUCCCUCCCAAGGAUAUCCAGCCUACCCAGGAUCGUACCAAGCUAAUGAAUAUGCCUCUUACCCAGCCCACGGCCUUCCCUUCCCGCCGCCCUUCCCUAACGCCACCGGAACCCCGCCAACAGGCGGCUUCCCCCCCGCCUCUCCCCAACAUGCCCCAGGGCGCAAACUUCCCGAUCCCGCCCCCUGGUGGCUUCCCGAACUUCCCCAUCCCCCCGCCCGGCGUUGCUGGCUUCCCACCUAUCCCUGGUCAGCACGGUAUGGCGCCGGGUGGUCCGUCGCCUAUUCCUACCGGCCCCCGUGGCUUGGAGGGAUAUCCUCCUCCCCCUGGAGGUGGACCUCCUGGUGGGAUGGAUCAGCGGUGGUGA
Molecule: messenger RNA, 624 nt
Organism: Penicillium psychrosexuale
Lineage: Eukaryota; Fungi; Ascomycota; Eurotiomycetes; Eurotiales; Aspergillaceae
Product: putative U1 snRNP complex component Yhc1
Exons: 4
Coding region: 1-624 (207 amino acids)
Biological process (GO): spliceosomal snRNP assembly; mRNA 5'-splice site recognition; mRNA splicing, via spliceosome
Cellular component (GO): U1 snRNP
Molecular function (GO): zinc ion binding; pre-mRNA 5'-splice site binding
Source: RefSeq, a predicted model, not a curated record